This is a messenger RNA of Gavialis gangeticus (Gharial), 825 nucleotides long. It is a transcript of the gene SETDB1, whose product is annotated as SET domain bifurcated 1. The record is from RefSeq and is a predicted model, not a curated record. The transcript has 6 exons. Bases 112 to 810 code for a protein of 232 amino acids. NCBI's taxonomy places the organism in Eukaryota, Metazoa, Chordata, Crocodylia, Gavialidae.
GAGGUUUUGUCUGCUCGGGCCACCGUCGCCGGAAGUGGUGUCGGGGCCCCUUAGUGCAGCGCUCUGGAAACAAGCCCGGCCACUACCAGCCUCGCUGCGGGGAGCGCAGAAAUGGAUUCCCAGGAGAUCGGAGAGCUGCAGCAGGAAGUGAUGGAGGAGCUGGGCAUCUCCAUGGAAGAUCUCCAGCAGUUCAUUGACGAGGAGCUGGAGAAACUCGAGUGCGUGAAGCAGAGAAAGAAGCAGCUGGAAGAGCUGGAAAAGAACGUUAAGCAGAAAGAGGCAGAAGUGGCUCAUGUGGACCAGCUCUUUGAUGAUGCCUCAAGAGCCAUCAAUAAAUGUGAGGUACUGGUAAAAGAUCUCUACUCCAAGCUGGGGCUUCAGUAUCGUGAAAGCAGCUCUGAAGAUGAGGACUCGGCUUCCAAGCCCACGGAAGUGAUCGAAAUUCCAGACGAGGAUGAUGAUGAUGUCAUGAGUGUUGAUUCAGGUGAUACAAGUAAAAACCUGAAGGAUCAGACUCUGCUUCGAGAAGCCAUGGCCGCGAUGAGGAAAUCUGCCCAGGAUGUUCAGAAAUUCAUGGAUGCCAUUACCAAAAAAAAAACGACCCAGGAAACGCAGAGAGAUGGGGCUUCCUCUCAGCAGAGCUCAGCAAAUGCAUCCCAGCAAGCAAACUCUGGGGGCGAUCUCAGCAAGGACGGUGAUCUCACAGUCGGCAUGCGCAUCCUGGGCAAGAAAAGGACCAAGACAUGGCACAAGGGAACCCUGAUUGCAAUCCAAUCAGUGGGCGAGUCCCGCCGCCCUGGGGGUAAGUAAUUUGGCUGCCUUUUA